Oldenlandia corymbosa var. corymbosa is the source of this 651-nucleotide messenger RNA. The record is from the annotation of a GenBank genome assembly. NCBI's taxonomy places the organism in Eukaryota, Viridiplantae, Streptophyta, Magnoliopsida, Gentianales, Rubiaceae.
AUGGCGGAUUCAAGACCUUCUUCCGAUCCAGAAAGGGUCCACGAGAGAACUAAGGAAGAAUUUGAUGAUGCACAGAAGAACCCGUUUCACCAUCACAAGGAAACUCAUGGUCUGCGGUCUGAUAUUGAUGAACAAACCUCGAUUAGUGAUGUGAAGGCUCCGAAUGUGUUUGAAAGAGCCAAAGAGGAAUUCGAGGCUAUUGUAGAGGCGGUUCAUCCUAAGAAAGAACAUGAUCAGGCCGAGACUCAUGUUACCUUUCCCAACGGUGAAAAGAGGAAUUCUGCUGAAAAAGUAGAAACAAAAGAAGGAAGCGCCGAUUUAGAAAAGAGCAAAAAGUCUCCUAAUCUUAUUGAGAAGGUUAAGGGAGAUAUGGAUGGCCUCAUACAUAAGAAGAAGCACGCACACGGUCAUCAUAAAGAAACUCAUGGAACAAGUAAUGACAUUGACGAGAGCACUCCUAUUGAUGAAGUUAAGGGUCCAAAUUUGUUCGAAAGAGCUAAGGAAGAAGUUGUGGCCCUUCUUGAUGUGAUUCAUCCGAAGAAAGAUACUGGAAGUUCUAGUCCCUCAAAAAAGAAGGAAGGUGGAUUUAGGAUGUCCGUAGGAAAAGGGUUGGAAAAGAUUUGUUCUCCCCGGAGCCAUAAUGAAGAUUGA